Molecule: messenger RNA, 2518 nt
Organism: Mus caroli (Ryukyu mouse)
Lineage: Eukaryota; Metazoa; Chordata; Mammalia; Rodentia; Muridae
Gene: Rsu1
Product: Ras suppressor protein 1
Cellular component (GO): cytoplasm
Molecular function (GO): protein binding
Source: RefSeq, a predicted model, not a curated record
GGAAGUGUCAGGCCGGGAGGGGCGUGGGGCUGGCCGGAUUUUGUGUGCGCCUGCGCAAUCGCCGGGACAGGGUGUGUUCCUGCUGCCGGAUCCUGUUUUCGCUCAUCCAGCUCAUCGAUCUCCACCCGAGUUUCCCCUGCAGGUCCCCAAUCACACCCACCCAGGUGUUGCUCUGCGAACAUGUCCAAGUCACUGAAGAAGCUGGUGGAGGAGAGCAGGGAGAAGAACCAGCCGGAAGUGGACAUGAGUGACAGGGGUAUCUCCAGUAUGUUGGAUGUCAACGGCUUGUUCUCUCUAGCCCACAUCACACAACUGGUGCUCAGCCACAACAAGCUAACAACUGUGCCGCCAAAUGUAGCGGAACUGAAGAACUUGGAGGUACUAAACUUCUUCAACAACCAGAUCGAGGAACUGCCCACCCAGAUCAGCAGCCUCCAGAAACUCAAACACCUGAACCUUGGCAUGAAUAGGUUGAACACGCUGCCUCGAGGAUUCGGCUCCCUCCCGGCUCUGGAGGUCCUGGACUUAACUUACAACAACCUGAAUGAACAUUCUCUUCCGGGAAACUUCUUCUACCUCACCACCCUGCGUGCACUCUAUCUAAGCGACAACGAUUUUGAAAUCCUGCCUCCAGAUAUUGGGAAGCUCACAAAGUUGCAGAUACUCAGCCUCAGGGAUAAUGACCUGAUCUCACUGCCUAAGGAAAUCGGGGAGCUGACCCAGCUGAAGGAGCUCCACAUUCAGGGGAACCGCCUGACCGUUCUGCCUCCAGAGCUAGGCAACUUGGAUCUAACUGGUCAGAAGCAGGUCUUCAAAGCAGAGAACAACCCUUGGGUUACCCCGAUUGCUGACCAGUUCCAGCUUGGCGUCUCCCAUGUUUUCGAAUAUAUUCGUUCGGAAACUUACAAGUAAAAAUGAUGUUCAAGCCUUUGACACCUCUGUCCAGAUUGCCUACAAAUAUGUUAACUUGAACAAGGGAUACUACAAAGUAUUGAAGAGAAAAGGAAAAGCCACUAAAAGUCUAUCUGGGGUAGGAUUGUAUCACAUCCCUUCAACUUUUCAAGGGAUAACAACCUUUACAAAAGCAAAGGAUGAACACCCUUCAGAGCCCUUAGGUGGAGGUGGGAGAUCAUUGUCUGUCAGACUUCAGACAAGCCACAGCUGACUUUUUAAUGAGGCUGCAAAUGCUCCCUUCCAUACACACUGACCUUUGAGAUGAUUUUAAACCUUGCUGACCUUUUCUGCACACAAGACCACUUCCCCCAAACUGCACAGAGCCUACAACUGCACCUGGACAUCUUCUUACAACAGGCUGUGCCUUCUGCAAGCACCCAACCAUAAUCCCUCACUAACAAGUGAUGGAAUAGUAUACACUAAGUCCUCGUCUGCAAUUCAGAACUCAGUGUUCAGUAUGGACCUGGGAACGUUGUGAGGAGGAGCAUUUCCACUUUCCAUAGGUGAGCAACACUGACCUGCCAUGUUUUGUCCAUGGUGAUGUUCUGCCCACAAUGGUGGGGCCAAGGAGUGUGAACUUAACCUUUUGAAACUAAGAACCAAAAUAAGUCUUCCCUCUCCUUGAAGUUGAUUUUUUUUUUUUUUUUUUUGUGCAUUGUGUCACAGUGGCUGAGAGAUGAAUCUUAAGCUGCAGAUCUGCUCUGGACCUUUGGCAGCCAGCUUCUAAGAAAGCCCUCCAUUUUUUUUUUUCCCAUCUGGUAUUCACAACCUAAUAUUAUCCCCUUGUAUGUCAUACCAUCCUGGCUCUCUCAUAAAUAAAUAAAGCACAAUAGUUUAUUGCCACCAGAAAAAAAACUAACAAACAAACAAAAACAAAAAAAACAAAAAACAAAUGAAGUACAGUGAUACAGCCAAGACUUAAGAAUCAUGAUGAUAUAGGUAAUCUUGAGAGUUGGUUUCAAGAACAAAGAGUCAGUUAUUUGAAAUCAUAAAAGCAUGAUGUCAUUACUAUCCUUUUUGAGUUUUAAUUGCCUCCUUGUUGUAAAACUAUCAAGGACGUCUUGAAAAUUGCUUGUGGAGCUGGCAUGAUGACUCAGCAAUUAAUUGCAGGAACUCUGGGUUCAGUUCCCAGAACCUUCAGGAUGGUUUCUGAUAAACUGUAUGUAACUCCAGGUCCAUGUGGUGGUUAUAUGGUCUGUUUUUGUCUCUGCAAACUUCUGUACAUGUGGACACAAAGUCAAACCCAUACCCAUUGAGUAAAUAAAUGUAAAUAAAUCUUUUAAAAAACAAUUGUUUGCAUUUAUUUUUCCUGAGUGAUGAUCCUAUGUUGCUCUAAAUAAAUGUACUUCUCCUAGAACUUGGUUGGGUUGGUUUUGUUCUAAGGUGACAGCUUUAAGUCACAAAAUUUCAUUUAACUGUCUGUUUUCCCCAUGUACCAAAUGGACCAUGAACACAUAGUUCAAGAAUGUUGGUAUAACAUUGGCUGUCAAUCCUUGAUUUAGUUGCUCAACUCUUUCUCUAUUUAGUCAUAAUUGAUAACUGUGCUAGUAAAUUUGUACUCUCC